AUGGCUGCAGCCCCGACCAGCGAGCUGAAGCUCGACCCCAAGUACGACCACUACGACUAUCCUACCGUCGCUCCCACCGCCCAGCCCGGACACCCAGGCCACACAACUCCAGAGCAAGAUGCCCAGGUCUUCCAGCUGAGAACCCAGCUGGAGCAGUCUGGCCACACCAAGAACCUCGACACCCUGACUCUGCUGCGGUUCCUCCGCGCGCGAAAGUUCAAUGUCGAGCUUGCGAAACAGAUGUUCGUUGACUGUGAGAAGUGGAGGGCCGAGUAUGCUGGCGUGGGCGUUGAGGAGCUUGUCCGCACCUUUGACUACAAGGAGCGACCCGAGGUCUUCAAAUUCUACCCCCAGUACUACCACAAGACUGACAAGGAUGGCCGCCCACUCUACAUCGAGCAGCUUGGUAACGUCGACCUCACCGCGCUCGGAAAGAUCACCUCCCAGGAGCGCAUGAUCCAGAACCUUGUCUGCGAAUACGAAAAGAUGGCCGACCCCCGUCUUCCUGCCUGCUCCCGCAAGUCUGGCUACCUCCUCGAGACAUCUUGCACAAUCAUGGACCUGAAGGGUGUUGGUAUUAGCAAGGCUACCUCCGUGUACGGCUACCUCGGCGCGGUCUCGCAGAUCAGUCAAAACUACUACCCCGAGCGUCUGGGUAAGAUGUACAUCAUCAACGCCCCCUGGGGUUUCUCGGGCGUCUUCAGCGUGGUCAAGAAGUUCCUCGACCCCGUCACAAGCGCCAAGAUCCACGUUCUCGGCAGCGGAUACCAGAAGGAGUUGCUGGCGCAGGUCCCGGCCGAGAACCUGCCCAAGGCAUUCGGUGGAUCAUGCGAGUGCGAGAAGGGCUGCCAAUUGAGCGAUGCGGGUCCUUGGUGGGAUCCGCAGUGGGCUAAGGAACCCAAGUGGGCCAAGAAGAGCGAUGAUGCGAUUGACAACACGGCUCUUCCUGCACCUACUGAGGGCGUCGCAGGUACUGCACCUGCUGCGCCUGUUGGUACCGACCCUGCUACCGCACCUGCACCUGCCACUACCUAG
Alternaria rosae is the source of this 1035-nucleotide messenger RNA. Its product is annotated as CRAL-TRIO domain-containing protein. Lineage: Eukaryota; Fungi; Ascomycota; Dothideomycetes; Pleosporales; Pleosporaceae. The coding region runs from base 1 to 1035 and encodes 344 amino acids. The transcript has 4 exons. The record is from RefSeq and is a predicted model, not a curated record.